This is a messenger RNA of Polypterus senegalus (gray bichir), 2871 nucleotides long. RefSeq lists its product as uncharacterized. Bases 210 to 1361 code for a protein of 383 amino acids. The record is from RefSeq and is a predicted model, not a curated record. The transcript has 13 exons. Lineage: Eukaryota; Metazoa; Chordata; Cladistia; Polypteriformes; Polypteridae.
UUUCACUUCUGCUACGUGGAGGGCUCAAUAGAGGCACUUGUCUCAGGAGCCCGGCUGUGUCCUCGAGGACGCACGCCAUUUUCUCUCUGUCUUCCUGCUUCCAGAUGACUUGAGAUACUCUGAAGCGCUGCAUGGAUGUCAAGAAGACCGGGAAGGUGCUGCUGCUGCUGCUCUGGUGGAGCCUCUGACAAAAGGCUACGGCUGAGACAAUGGGCUGUUGCAGCAACACAGCACGGCAUUCUGGGAUUGACCACGUUGGACCAGACGAAAUCGAGCUCUUGGAGAUAGACAGCCAUGGGCUCUGGUCGUUGGCUGAGUCAAAUCAUUUGCCGCCCCCGUCAGCGAAGACAGGAGGGGAUGUGACUGCAGUAAAGAAGCUGUCAGUGGUGACAGACGACACUGUGAAGGACAGUCUUCAGUCACAAAGGCUGUCAGUGGUGGAGGAAAAUCUUCGGUCACGGAUUGUAAUGUGGGAGGAGACCCGGCAGAGCCUGCAGGAGAAGAUUUACAGGGAGCCGAUAGCCGGCUGGGAAGGCCCUAGCGUCCUGUCGCUUGGAGAAGCCAUCUGGUCCUCACUUGUGUAUCUCCAAGACAACUACACUCAGGAAAAGAAAGAAGCCUACCUCGUCCUCUUUUCAUUCCACUUGCUGAUCCUGGAAGCUGACCACGCGACCAACAGAUUCAUUUACCAGGGAACCCUGCCGCUUUCUGGAAUGUCUGUGGAGGAGGUGCGGAAAGACAAUGUGGUCAACAUGUUUACAGUCUCUUGUCCAAUGGUGGAUGCCAGGAUAGUCAUUUGCACCAGUGCUUCUGAGCUGCAGGUAUGGCUGCAAAAGACUGAAGAGAGGAUCCAGAAAACCAGCAAUCAACAGAGCAGCAUUACCCACAGUGUCCUCUCUUAUCUGCUUCCAUGUAAUGAAAAGUGGAAAAAGCAGGAGCUGAAGAGAUACCUCCUGCACAGUCCAAUCGAGAACUGGGAGGGCAGUGCCAUCCAGCACCUGGGAGAGAUUGUCUACCUGUCACUGGUCCAGAUCUCCAGCUUCAAGGGAGAAAGAAAUCAAGAGCGGCUCCUCAUCUUGUUUCCCAGUGAAAUCAUUUUCCUGUCCACCGACGUCCAACGUUCGAGGCUUAUUUAUCAGGGUCGGCUCCCCUUAAAGUCUAUUAAAGCAUUGGAGAAAUCUGCAUUACCUGGCCGGCUGGAGUUUGAACUUUCCGGUACCAUGAUGGAUGCAAUGCUCAUCCGCUGUUCUUCUUCAGAAGAUUAUGAAAAUUGGAUUUUCCGGCUUCAGCAGCCUGAAGAGAUGUUCAACACCUUAACAGAUGAGCCUCCACCAUUGAUACCUAAGAAGAGGAGAAGCUAGAGCUUGAGAACAACAUCUAUCAGGAGGCCAAAUAUCGAGAAAGUCUACAGGCACCCUGGGCCUGCUAAUAGCGUCUUGAGAGACUGGAGAAUGCUCGGCUAAUGGAGGACUGAACCCUGAGGAGCCAUUACGUGCAGCUUACAGCAAUGGGCCUCUCAGUAGCACCUUAUCAAGAUGUCACGUGGGCUGAGAACUUCCCCACAGACUGAACAUCAAUGCACGCCAGCUUCCUUUCAGUGUCUGACAAGUGCUUUGCUCUGCCGUAAUUACUCUUAGCUAAUUGCAAAUUUACCACUAUUGGGACUUGUGUCUCCCACCGUCACUUCCAAGUGGCUCUUCUCCACAAACUUAAAGAAAGUUACAGGAUGGGAGAUGCAGGUCUCAGUAGGCACCGCCAAACCGAAAGUCCUCCAGAGUCCUGUGCCAAUUUCAUUUCGAUGAAAACCGUGUGGAUUUACAGCGCAGCUUUGUUGAGGCCUAAGAAAGUGACGGGAUGGAACGUGAAACUGAAGAAUCAGAAGAGGAGAAGAAUACAGACAGAGGGUGUGCUGUGGUCCUUCUCAGAUGCCUGGUGGAGAAUGUUGACCCCCAUUGCCAAGACUUUGAAUAGCAAACAAACAUGGCAAUAAAGGCUCAGUGGAUCACUUCAGAAAGAAAAAUAAGUAACAAUGGAGCUGCUCCUUUAUUUGACAUUUCAUGUCUUUGGGUAAUCCAUGUAAAGAGAAUUAGUGCUCUGUAUAAAAAGUGGAAAGCCUUAAAAAUUGUAAAAUUUCCUUCACUUCGAAAAACUACACAUCACAUACAGUGUCCAUGAAAAACGUAGUCAGCUCCCUUGGAAGCCUUCACAUUUCGUUGUUAAACAUCAUUGAGUCACAGUUGAAUGCAUUUGCCUUUUUUGAUAGGAGAAAAAGAUGAUUGAAUGCCAAAAUGAAAGAGACCUCUGCAGAGUGGUCUACACUAAUUACAAAUACAAAACACAGAAUUGUUGGCCACAUACGUUUUCAGCCCCUUCAAGUCAGUUGUGACAGAUGCCACACGAGGAUGGCAACCUGGCUGGUGUUGUACUGAGAACCUUACUCAGCUGGGAUGCCCACGGUGUGGAAGGACAGGAGAAGACAGUUUGCAGAGGGCAUUGUCUCCCCCGAAUGUUGGUUGGCAGCCCAUCUGGGUUGCUGCGUCGCCAUGGAUUCGCACAGGGCAUCUUGGGAAUUGGAACUGGCGUUUGUGAGUUGAGCCCUGUUGGGUUCUGUGGGUGCUUCCAGUGAUUGCUGAGGGGACUGGAGAGCCCUGCUGUGUUAGGCUCCUGGAAGUGCUUCUCACGUUACAUAAACAGAGCAGCGCUGCUUCGACUGGGGAGCCAGAGUCAGGAGGGGGAGAACAAAGCAUGUGAUAGGAGCAGAUGAGAAGAAGACAGGGAAAUGGAGUAUUGCUGAGUGCUGUAGUUGUAGUAUGGGAAGCUAUUCCUUAUAAGAGUUUCACACCACAAUAAAAACCCUUUGCAAACACCAAA